This is a messenger RNA of Zeugodacus cucurbitae (melon fly), 7131 nucleotides long. It is a transcript of the gene Wnt5, whose product is annotated as protein Wnt-5. The record is from RefSeq and is a predicted model, not a curated record. Lineage: Eukaryota; Metazoa; Arthropoda; Insecta; Diptera; Tephritidae. Gene Ontology annotation, cellular component: extracellular region. The transcript has 10 exons. Gene Ontology annotation, biological process: multicellular organism development; cell fate commitment; neuron differentiation. The coding region runs from base 859 to 4419 and encodes 1186 amino acids. Gene Ontology annotation, molecular function: frizzled binding; cytokine activity.
CCAUGCAGUCAACGAAUCAGUUGUUUACAAACAGAGCGCUCGUACGGAUCUCGGUAGCGGAUGAAAAAGCCGGAACGCGUAUGUUCAUAUUUCAAGACACACGAGUAGUGGCAAGGAAAUGCAAAUAAACGCAUAGGGAGUAAAAAAGCAAAAGAAAUGUGUGUGAAGAAUUUUGUGUGAAAAGCAAAUAAAUAUAUAAAUAUAUUAAAUUUAUAUACUAAAACAACAACAACAACAAUAUGAAGUGUAUGUUUUUGGUGAUUUUAAGGUCAAAAAUUUAUUAAAAAAGAGAGAAAAAUACUGUGAAAAAAAUUAUUACAAAAUAUCGUGAAAAAUUUUUUUAAUAAAAAAAUGAAAUCAAAGCAAAAUCUUCAAAUUCCAGCGAAAAAGAAAAGGUAGAAAGCAAGCGCAAGAAUUGUAAUCAAAACAGGCAGUGGUGCACAAAGCGAAUAAAAGUGUGUUCAUAAAAAUUACGGGAAUCCAAUAAAAACGCGUUGUAUAUCGUUGAGUCAAAGUGGUUUAAAGAAAAAAUAUUAACGAAAAAAAAAACAAAAAUAUUAAAAAAAUAAAAAAAUUAAAAAUAAAUUGCCAACAGCAAGAAAAAGCAGUUACCGCGUCGCCAACAACGCUCUACUUGGCGUAGCAGCUUCUUUGCUACUUCGUCGCUACAACAAACAACUAAUCAAGCUGCGAGUCAGCAAACAACAACAACAACUACAUUCAACACUCGCAUUCAUCCACAUCUUCAGCAACUUAUUGAGCAGCAGCGCUUGCCACUGACUCCAUCGUCAACAGCAACUCCAACGCCGUCGUCGCUGUCGGCGUCGCUUUAACUCUGACUGCGACUGUGACUCUAAAAUGGUCAAAAUGGAAUUUCUUAAAAGGAAACAUUUUUCAUUGUGGAUUAUAACGACAUUUGUACUCGUGGCUGGCAUUUUCGAUGGCUGCGUCGCACUGCAAGGCGUACCGACAUGGAUCUGCCUGGGCGUGAAAUCACCGUUCAUCGAAUUCAGCAACGACAUAGAAGUGCUCGCGAACAACAGUGUUCCACUCAAUAUCACCAAAGAUGAGCAGGCUCUCAUGCAUCAGGAGGGUUUACGCAAAUUGGGCACAUUCAUAAAGCCUGUCGAUUUGCGUGACUCGACGACGGGUUUCGUGAAAGCCGAUCUAACCAAAAAGAUACCGAAUGCCGCGGCGAGCACGAGCAGUAAUGCUCAUUAUGGUAGCGGUGGCGUUGUUAUGGCGCAACGAAGACGCCAUCCGAUACAAGAAGAAAUGGAUCAAAAACAAAUUAUUUUACUUGAUGAGGAUACCGAUGAGAAUGGUUUGCCCACAAGUUUAACAGAUGAAGAUCGAAAAUUUAUAGUGCCGAUGGCGCUAAAGAAUGCCUCACCAGAUCCGCGUACAAUGAUGGCCACACAACGGCUGAUAGGUACCACAACACGUGGCACAUCAACGACGACGACGACUACAAAACGGCCCACAACACCAGCCACACCGGAGUUCGCUUCGAAUAUUGACGAUCUGAAGAAGCAUAUUUUAUUUUUGCAAAAUCUUACGAAGCACGAUAGUAAUUUCCAAUCGAAAUUCGUUGUGUUUCCAAGUCUGCAGAAAGAACGGCAAAAUACAGUUUUAGCGCCAACCACAACGACUGCGCGUCCAUUUCGCUCCAUUUUUCAGUAUUCGGCGCCCGUCACACCGCCUACACGCCAAACGGCCUUUCCGAAUGCCGCGAAAUUGCCCGGCGGUCAACCUUUCGGUGGCUACUAUCACAACGACGAUGAAGACGAUGGCGGUAUGUCGGUGUUUCUCUCACAAGCGGGCAUGAAUGCGCGCGACAAAAUUACAAUUGUGCCACAAGUCUUACUACUGAAUGAUCAGACGAUCAAGAAUGAUACAAACGGUGGUGGUAGCGGUGAUGCGAGAAGUCGCAAUUUUGAUAAAACAGCAGCUGGUAUGCCACAAACUGUGGCCGUCACAACAACGACCACACCAGAGUCUACAACACCUAUGACCAGCACUACACCGCGACGACCCACCAAAAAACCGUUGUGCAUACGCAAUCCAGACUCGCCGAAAUGCAUACGUCAACGUAAGCGCGAAGAGCAGCAACGUCAACGGCACCGCGAACAAUUGCUACGCGAACAGCGCGAAUAUUUGAGACCACACUAUGAACCCUAUAUACAGACCCUGAACAAUACCAAACGUUUUGCAGUUUCCAUUGAGAUACCCGACUCUUUCAAGAAACAUUACAACGAAAGUGCGGAAACAACGACGUUACCCACAAUACGUAUCGAUGAAGGUGAAUUGCAAGUGCUUUCACGUUCUAAACGUUCGCAUCAUAAGCGUCGCAAUAUAGGUGGCGGUCAACAAGGACGUCGCGCCGGAAGUAAUGAUAAAAUCGCUGCUAAAUAUAGUACGAGUUACUUUGAACGUGAUACCGUUAUAACUGGAGCGCGUGAUUUUGUUGUGCCCAAUGCCGAUCAACUGGCUAUGUCAUCGGUAAAUGGCAGCACUCCAAGUCCUACGGUACCGGCCUAUUCGGAGCCAAUCGAUUUGAAUCCCGAUAAUUGCUAUCAAGUUGAUGGCAUGACAUACGGACAGAAGAAACAGUGCGUGCUGCAUACGAGUGUUAUGCCGGCCAUAAGUCGAGGUGCUAGAGCGGCUAUACAGGAAUGUCAAUUUCAAUUCAAAAAUCUGCGCUGGAAUUGCAGCACAACAGAGGAUAACACCGUCUUUGGACCGGUGACGGGAUUGGGCUCACCGGAAAUGGCUUUCAUUCACGCGCUCGCCGCUGCUAUGGUGACCAGCUUUAUAGCGCGUGCUUGCCGCGAUGGCCAAUUGGCGUCAUGUGGCUGUUCGCGUGGCUCGCGCCCCAAGCAAUUGCACGACGAUUGGACGUGGGGUGGUUGUGGUGAUAAUUUGGAAUAUGCUUACAAAUUCGCCACCGACUUCAUUGAUGUGCGCGAAAAGGAGACGCGUCGCGGCACACGCGGCGCUGGCAAUCCGGAGCGUAAACGCGGUCGCUUCCAUCAGCGACGCAAUCAGCAAAUGCAGCAAACAAUGCAGGCGGAUGACGCUUCAGCCGUGGCGACAGGCAGUAGAGCAGCUGCAGCAGCAGCAACAACGACGGCAAGAACGACUACAACAACUAUAGCGACAACGACAACAACGACCACGACAACAACAACAACACCAGCGACAAUAGUAGCACAAUUAGAGGCGUUCGCCGACGAGAAUGAAUAUAUCAGCAGCAGCAGCAGCGACAAGACGAACAUGCAACAACAACAGAAGCAACUAUUUCAGCAACAGCAACAACAAAAUUCCAAUAAAACUGUCAGUGUUGAUGGCAAUCAAAACAGCAUCAACGAAAACAACAACAAUGGCGCGCAGUCGGCGGCGAAUAAUACCAACAUGUCAACAGCAACGCUAACCAACACACAAACAACAACAACAAGAACAGCAGCAAUAGCAACAGCACAAAAAUCAACGCCUAACCGUGGCAGCAGUGGCAGCAAUAACAACAACAAUAACCGCCAUGAAUCGCAUGCUGACUUCUCCUCCGAAGAAGACGAAGUCGCGGCUAGACGCUUUAAACCGGAAGAUUUAUUAGAGUUGCAGGAGCGUAUCGCAAAGGAAAUACUCAAUUCGAAAUUGCAGGGCAAGGAAAUGUUGGAAUUGCAGGAGAAAAUCAAUCGCGAAAUUCUAAACACAAAGGUGUUCAAUAUGGAUGCUGGCGGCGGCGGCGGCAACGGUGGUGGUGGUAGCGGUGGCGGUAAGCGCAAGCGAAGACGUAAAAAUCAACGCGCCAUCAAUGGUAUGCCAAACGAUCAGCAAGCAGAUGCCACAGCUAAUGGCGCGGCCGGCGAUGGUGGUGACGGAGCGGCGAAAUGGAAGAACAGCAUAACGGCCAAGGCACGGAGCCUAAUGAAUUUGCACAACAACGAAGCGGGACGACGGGCUGUCAUCAAGAAGACGCGUAUCACUUGCAAAUGCCAUGGUGUUUCGGGCUCAUGCAGUUUGAUCACCUGCUGGCAGCAGCUCUCAUCGAUCAGAGAAAUCGGUGACUAUUUGCGUGAAAAAUACGAAGAAUCUACGGUGGUGAAACUCAAUAAACGUGGUCGUUUACAAGUGAAAGACCCGCAAUAUAAGGUGCCAACGGCGCAUGAUUUGGUGUAUCUGGAUGAGAGUCCAGAUUGGUGUCGCAACAGUCGACAGUUGCAGUGGCCAGGCACUCAUGGACGCGUUUGCAAUAAAACAUCGUCCGGUUUGGAUGGUUGCGGCAUUUUAUGCUGUGGACGAGGCUACAACACCAAAAACAUUGUGGUGCGCGAACGUUGCAAUUGCAAAUUCCACUGGUGCUGCCAGGUCAAAUGUGAUGUCUGUGUGAAAGUGCUCGAAGAACACACCUGUAAAUAAGUAAAUAAUUAUUAUAAAACACAAAUAAUAACAAAAAAAGCAUACGAAAAUAAAUAACAAAAAUAAAAAGCACAAAUGAUAAAAAUGAGACUACUCAACAACACAUGUCGGCAGCAAGAAAGCGAUAAACGCGAUAAGAAAAUUAGUAAAUAAUGAAAAAAUAAAUUAUAUAUAUAUAUGAAAUUAUCGCACAGAAUGAGAAAAUGUAAAUCUCACGAAACAGUUGCUGCGCUACACGCUCCACACUCCGAUAAAACUUUCAUUUUACCACUGGCAUUAGAAAAAUGUUGGUAACACGAAAUAUAGAAACGAUGAAUUUGUCAUUCACAUACAUAUAUAAUACAAUGAAUUGUAUGAAAUUAUAAUAGUUUUUAAGUCUGAUUAAAUGUAUGUAAUUAAAUGUUAUGUGCGAUGAGCUGAAAUUUGAUACCCUCCGUGUAAUUGUAUGUAUGUAUAUUUAGUGGUGAUCCGGCAGCUACCGUCAUGCGCCACCAUUUGUAUGUAGAAAGCAAAUUCCAUAGUCCUAAGCAGCAUUUAUUUGAUUUAACAAACAAAAAAUAAAAUAAAUUAAAAAUAAAAAUAAUUAUUAUAUAAGCAGUUAAUGUUAAUGCAAUGAAUUUUCAAUUAACAACCGCUAAAUGUAUAGCUUAUAAAAAUGUAUGUAGUUCCAUAUUGUAAUCUAUAGUUUAAGUAUGUAUGGGUGUGCAAGUAAACGCGUGUGAGUGUAAAAUAUUUGUGGUUAAGUGUAGUGUGCGCUUAAUUUACCAACACAUUUCUUACACACUGUAUUUAUGUAGUAAGCUUAAUUAGUUCUUAGAUCUAACUCCUAUAAAUACAUUCAUACACACAAAGAAAACCAUAAUUGCGCAUAGCUUACAACUAUAGUUUAGUGUAGAUUAACGCUUAAAUUAAGUAAUUUUAGUGGUAAGCAACACUUAUUUAAAGAAAAAAUGUAAUGAAGGAAAUGCAAAAAUAUUUAUGUAGAAUUCUAUUGUCAGAAAUUGAAUAUGAGGGCAUCUAUUUUAUUGCUUUUGAACAGCUAUCUAUGUAAAAUCCUACUUGCUUGAUAUAUAUAAGUUGCUAGCGAGCGAUAUUAUGUCAAAAUAAAAGUUAAAGCAGAAAAAUUAGUCUCAAUUUACGUCCCGAAUGUCUUUGAAACCCAGAGUAACAUUUAGAAGUCCACCACUAGCAGUUAAUGAAGUCAAAUCAUCUCCACAAAACGACUUACAACUAAAUUUAAAUUAUUUAGCUCGAUUGACUGUUAUAAAACACUGACUUGGGCACUUAAAUCAUAUAUUUAACUUAUGAAAAAAAUAAUAUUUAAAUAUUUUCAUGUAUUUAAUUAGGUUGCAACUAUUAUACAUAAUGACAUAUUUCAUACAAAAAUUAUCUCAAAAUAGUUCAUAUUACUUGUUUUGAGUUUAUUUUGCAAAAACUUGGUAACUCCGUUAGUUUAGUAGCUUGAUACAAGAAAAAAAUCGAAAACUGUUGCCUACAUCUAGGCGCUGAAAAUAUAUGUAAAGUCAAACGAUUACUGUUCGACUCUAUUAUGAGCCGAGUAGCACUUUAGCCAUGCUGAUAAGACAAAAUAUCAUUAAAGACCAUAUCCUCAAUAUCUGUAUAUGUUUAGUAAGCUUAAUACUGUUGCCCACAUCUAGGCGAAAAUGAUGUAUCUAAGGUUUAUCGAUUACUGAUCGACGACGAACUGUUUACGUCAUGUUGGUGACAUCAAAUAUCUUUCAAUUCCAUGUCUUCAAAUUCUAAAUAUGAGUACUAAGCUUAUACUCAAAUUCUGUUGCCUACUUCUAGGCGUUGAAGUUUAUCGGUUACUGAUCGACUCUAUUAUAAGCCGAGUAGCACUUAAGCCAUGCUGUUAAGACCAAAUAUCAUUAAAGAACAUGUCCUUAGUAGGCAUAUGCUCAAAUUCUGUUGCCUAUAUCUAGGCGUUAAUGAUGUAACUAAGGUUUGAUGUUCAAGGAUUACUGGUCGACGAUGAACUGUUUACGCCAUGUUGGUGACACCAAAUAUUAUUCAAACACACGUUUUAAAAUUCUAGAUAUGCUCGCUAAGCUGAGACACAAAUUCUGUUGCGUUGAAGCUUUAACUAAAGUUUAUCUAAUACUGAUCUAUUUUGAGCUGUGUUGCUUACGUGCGACCAAAUAUAACUCAAGUCCAUUCAAAUUCUGGAUAUGCUUACUAAAAGGAAUAUGUUGCCUACAUCUAGGCUUUAAAAUUAUAGGCAAGAUUUGUCGAUUUCUAAUCGACUCUAUAAUGAGCUGUGGAACACCUAAGGCAUUCUGAUGACAUUAAAUAUCACCCAAGUUCAUUAUAUCAAUUUCUGGAUAUGUCUCCAGCUGCAUUUUCAGGAAAACAAAAAUAUACUGUGAGAUCAACACUCAAAGCCGUGAAUGCGAGGAGCCUACCUUUUAUUAAUUUUUCAAACUUCAAUUAUUCUUCAUUUAAAAGUCCUCUGAGCCAAGCAUAGCCCAUGCAAAUUAAAUUGAAUGAUAGUUAUUAGAUUAUAGAUUACACUAAAUUACAAACUGAAAAUUUGUAUAUAUGAGAGUGUGAGGAAUAUACUAAAUACUUAUUGCUUUAAUAAAAAAAAACAAAUGCUUGCGAGUAGUAAUUGAUAAAAAUAUAUAAGGAACUUGUGUUUAGAAACAAUAGAUAUACACAUUAAGAAUCUCAAAACAUCAUGUUGAGCCCUUU